AUGGCAACUGACUCUCGUGACACCGGCCAUGCUGUUUCCGCUUUGGCCACGGAGGCCCCUUCGGCGUUGAGCCAGCAGCAGCAGCAACCGUCACCUGCGUCCGACGGCAACGGCGCGACCGGCGUCCCAAUCUCAUACCCCCUCUCCGAUACCUUGUCCCCACGCCAGCAGCCUAAGGGCCAGACGAUUCACGUGCGCGAUUUAGCCCAUAUCCAGAGCCUCGCCAAGGCAGACCUUCUAUCUGGCAACGGUCCUGGGAUACUCAACGACCCGCCUCUGCAGGCGAUGAAGUACGAGAUUAGUGCCAUGCCCAUUGGCGACAUCAUCGAGAUGGUCGCUGCUCUACUCACCAAGAUCACAACCACCAACGAUUUGCAGCACGAUGCUAUGCAACGCAACGUCGCGCACCAGCAGCAGGCGAGCCAGAACAACGAGUCAGGAAACGGCUCGCAGAUGAGCCCUUUGAGCACGUCGGUGCUGGCGUUCCACGGCAAGAACAUCCCUGCCAUCACCAUUCUCAGCUACCUGUCCCGAAUCCACAAGUACUGUCCCACCACGUACGAAGUCUUUCUGAGCUUGUUGGUCUACUUUGACCGCAUGACGGAACGUGUCAACGAAAUGGUUGUCAAGCAUGAGGAGGCACGGAGAGUUUCCACUUCACAGCCAACACCCAAAACGCAGUCGGCCGAUGUGGAUAUGCGAGACGACGACGACGAGAGUGACUCGGACCUCGCGGACGACGACGAUAUGGACGAGAAGAGUACCAAGCCUACCGAGAGCACUGGGAGCAUCGUGCCUCAGCCCACACCUCCGGGCGCUCCCGCGACGUACUUCGUGGUUGACAGCUUCAACAUCCACCGACUGAUUAUCGCGGGAGUGACCUGCGCGAGUAAAUUCUUCUCAGAUGUCUUCUAUACUAAUUCCAGAUACGCUAAGGUCGGCGGACUUCCAUUGGCGGAACUGAACCAUCUCGAAUUGCAGUUUCUCCUUUUGAAUGACUUCCGGCUUGCAGUCCCCGUUGAGGACCUAGAGGCUUACGGCACCAUGUUGGUGGAGUUUUACGCACGGGAAGUGGUGGCACAGCGAUCACGUCCUGCUGUCGGCGGCGAUUCCUAA
This is a messenger RNA of Colletotrichum spaethianum, 1116 nucleotides long. RefSeq names its product PHO85 cyclin-6. The coding region runs from base 1 to 1116 and encodes 371 amino acids. NCBI's taxonomy places the organism in Eukaryota, Fungi, Ascomycota, Sordariomycetes, Glomerellales, Glomerellaceae. The transcript has 2 exons. Gene Ontology annotation, biological process: regulation of cyclin-dependent protein serine/threonine kinase activity. Gene Ontology annotation, cellular component: cyclin-dependent protein kinase holoenzyme complex; nucleus. The record is from RefSeq and is a predicted model, not a curated record. Gene Ontology annotation, molecular function: cyclin-dependent protein serine/threonine kinase regulator activity; protein kinase binding.